AUGACGGCGCUGGGAUGCCGAAACCUGUCACCCGAGGCCUCAGUCUCUAAGGCCUGGGUCCAGGCCGCUCCACUCUCCGGAGGGCGUCACCGGCGGGCCGCAGAGCAGCGAGGCUCUGGCUCCCCACGGAGGCAGCGAGCUCCGGCCCUGCGAGAGCAGACGGAGGCCCUGUUGGAAGCUCCAGCGCUACUCAGCCGACCCGCGGCCGCCCCCUAUCGCUCCAUGCUCAUUGGCCCCGGGCGUUACCUGGGGCCGCGGCGGGGCUCCACCCCCACCGGCAGCCGGCGCGUUGCUCCCUGCUGCAGCCGGGGGUCCCGGUCCCGCUGCAGCCCGCGCGCCGCCUGCCGCGGCCCCCCACUCCGGCCCGGAGCAGUGGAACCGUCCGCGGCCCUCACCACACGGGCGCGCGCGCGGGGCCCACGCCGGCUGCGCAGUUUCGGAAGGGAAAAUCAUAAGACUCAGGGGCCGUUCAAGGAAUCUUUGCUUCUCGGAGAGUUUGUCCGCCUCCUCCAGCCUCGGAUUCGCGCUAGAGCCAGCCUGGACCAGAGCACGUACGAUGUCUUUUGGGGUCGGGUAUCCCCAGCCCCAGAGAAGCUCCUCCGCUCCCGCAACUGUGGGCGUAUUAGGCCGGCGGGGACUACAACUCCCAGCGUGCCCCGCUGUAGCAGCGCGUGCCGCUCAGGGUUGGUGGUCUGUGGCCUGGGCCUCCAGUCCAGGCACACUUCAGCCCCUCACCUCGGUCCUGCCCUCCUACCCCCUCCCAAGCUGUGGCCUGUGCCUCCUGAGAAAUCCGCCUGUCCGGAGACGGUGCCCAUCUUUGCCUGCCGGCGUCUGUCCACCACUCCAAGGCCCCUUCUGGGGCACAGGAAGCUUGAGGGGGGUGAGGACAAGGUGGCUGAGCCCCUGGAGCUCGAGGAGAAAGACCAUACUCGCCCCCACCCCACCCCCAUCACCAACUUAAUCCCCACCUCCAUCUCCAUCACCACCUCCAAUGCCAUCUACAUCACCACCUUCAUCAUCACAAAUGUCAUCAUUGCCUUCAUCCUCACCUUAUUACACAUCAUCAUUGCUUCUUUCCACACAGCCACCCUCACCUCCAUUGUUCGGCCUCCCCAUGGCAUCGUCACCGUCUCCUGUCCAAGCCCCCUUUGGGUCCCUCCAGACGUGAUGGCAUGGCCGUGGCUGUCCUGCAUCCUGCUUCCUGCCCUCGUGGUGUCUGUGGCAGCCAACACGGCCCCGAUUUUCCAGCAGAAUAUGACAGUAGUGACCUUGGCCGAAGACCUGCCAGUGGGGGCCCAGGUCUUCUGGCUGGUGGCUACUGACCGGGAUGGGGACCCUCUGACCUAUGGGAUUAGUGGCACCUAUGCCUACUUCUUCCACGUCACCCCAAGCACUGGGGAAGUGAGUCUGGCCAGCCCUCUGGACUACGAGACCAUCUUCAACUUUGGCAUCACUAUCUCUGUGCACGACAGUCAAAACAACGCGGUACAGAAGGAAAUGCAGGUGAUCGUGGAGGACAGAAAUGACAACGCUCCUGUCUUCCAGAACAUCAGCUUCUCCACCAGCAUCAAAGAGACCCUGCCGGUCGGCUCCGUGGUGACCACUGUGCUGGCCAAAGACAAAGACACGGGAUCUGGGGGCUUGGUAGUGUACUUCAUAGAUAAGGUCAUACCUGACGCUGCGGACAACCAACACCUCUUCCGGAUCCUGGCCAAUGGCUCCAUCGUGCUCAAUGGCAGCCUCAGCUACAACAACAAGAGUGCCUUCUAUCAGCUGGAGCUGAAGGCCUGUGACUCAGGUGGCUUGUACCAAGGCAAAAUCAUCACCCAGUGCUCCUCCUCCGUCUUUUUGUCCAUCUCAGUGAUCGACCAGCCUGACCUGGACCCCCAGUUUGUCAGGGAGUCUUACGUGGCCUCUGUGACUGAGGAUGCACCCAAAGGAACCUCUGUGCUGAAGGUGGAGGCCGUGGACAGCGACAAAGGCAUCAAUGACCUUGUGACCUACAGCAUCUCCAACUCCACAAGGCCUGGCUGGUUUGACAUUAAGGCAGACGGGGUCAUCGUGGUUAACGGUUCCCUGGACCGUGAGCAGCUACUGGAGGAGGACGAGGAGGUACAAGUGCAGGUCACGGCCACCGAGACGCAACUCAACAUCUACGGGCAAGAUGCCAAGGUGAGCAUAUGGGUCACUCUGAGGGUAACAGACGUCAAUGACCACAAACCUGAGUUUUACAACUGCACCCUCCUGACCUGCACCUUCACAUCUGAAGAAGCCCAAGUCAACUUCACUGGCUCCGUGGAUGAGCAUGCCUCAGCUCGCAUCCCCAUUGACAACCUCACCCUGGUGGCCUACGACCCAGACAAGGGCAGCAAUGGCACCUUCUUACUCUCCCUGGGGGGUCCUGACGCUGCGGCCUUCAGUGUCUCCCCUGAGCGGGCCGUAGGCUCAGCUGAAGUGCAGCUGCUGGUGAGGGUGUCAUCAGUCGUGGACUACGAGAGGCAGACUGUGAUGCUUGUGCAGGUGGUGGCCACUGACUCUGUCAGCCAGAACUCCUCCAUCGCCACAGUGACCAUCCAUGUCAGAGACAUCAAUGACCACCAACCCACAUUCCCAGAGAGCCUCUACGUCCUCACUGUGCCAGAGCACAGUGCCAAUGGCUAUGUGGUCACUAAUAGCAUCCAUGCCACUGACCCUGACACAGGUGAGGGCGGCCACAUCACCUACAGCCUGCUCCCAGGGAAUGGGGAGGAACUCUUCGAGGUGAACCCAGACAAUGGGACAGUGACAGUGAGAAACAGCGAGAAGCUGGACCGCGAGGUGCAGGCUGUGUACUACCUCACAUUGCAGGCCACGGAUGGUGGGAACCUGUCAGGCACCACCAUGUUACAGAUCAGCCUGCUGGACAUCAAUGACAAAGCACCCGUGGUCAGUGGCUCCUACAACAUCUUUGUCCAGGAGGAGCAGAACAUCUCCGUGACCAUCCAGGCCAGCGACGAGGACCAGCCUGACACCAACAACAGCCGCCUGUACUUCAGCCUGCUGCCCAGCCCCUACAGCGAAAACUUCUCGGUGAACCCUGACACAGGGCUCCUCAGAAGCCUGGGACCCCUGGACCGAGAGGCCAUCAACUCCACUCUGGGGGGCCGCAUUGUGCUGACUGUGCGUGUGUCUGACGGUGGUGUACCUGUCCACAGCACAGAGGUCAAUGUCACCAUCAAUGUAGAGGACAUCAAUGAUAACCUGCCCGUCUUCAACCAGUCCAGUUACAACUUCUCGGUGUUGGAGAGGGAUCCGGGAGCGCUGGUGGGUGUGGUGGUGGCCUGGGAUGCGGACCAGACGGAAGCCAACAACCGCAUCAGCUUCAGCCUGUCAGGGAGUGGGUCUAACAACUUCCUGCUCCGAGGCUCACUGCUGGGGUCUGGGUGGGCCAUGGGCCACCUCCAGCUGCCCGUGGACGUAAGCCUGGACUACGAGACACAGGUCUUCUUUGAUCUGAUAGUGAAUGCCAUGGACCCAGACCCCCAGGGUGAGGCCACAGCAACUGUCCACGUGAAUGUGAUAGAUGUGAACGACAGACCACCCACCCUGGACCCGGCCUCACUCCGGGGCAUCCGCGUGGCUGAGAAUGGUUCACAGUAUGGUCUGGUGGCUCAAGUGGUUGCUGAGGACGUGGACACCGAUGCUCAGCUAGUGGUCCAGUUUAUGAACGUCAUCUGUACCAAGGCGGGAGUUGAUGUGGGCAGCCUGUGCCAUGGCUGGUUCUCCGUGGUGGCCAAUGGCUCUGUGUUCAUCAAUCAGAGUGAGGCCAUCGACUAUGAGGCCUGCGACCUGGUCACUCUGGUCGUGCGGGCCUAUGACGUCAUGACAGAUCCCCGCUUCCAGGCCUACAGUGACAAUGGAACCCUCCCUAUCACCAUCGAGGAUGUGAAUGACAAUGCACCUUAUUUUAUACCUGUCAACAAGACUUUUGUGAUCAUUCCAGAACUUAUGGCACCCAACCAGCAGGUGGCUUCUGUCCAGGCCAGAGACGACGACUCAGGGAACAAUGGGGCCAUCCAGUUCUCCAUCUUUCAAGUGGCCUUCGUUUCUAAGGAUGGGACUAUGUCUUUCCCCAACGUCUUCCGGAUUUCCACCUCCUCGGAGGCCAACGUGUUCACUGGCAACAUUGAGCUGGUGACCAACCUUGAUGCCACUCUCCAAGGUACCUACCAAGUGACAGUCCAGGCCCAGGACAGACCUUCCAUAGGUGCUGCCCAGGAAGCCAAAAUCACCCUGAACCUCUUCACUGUGGACCAGAGUUACCGCGUGAGACUGCAGUUCUCCACCAGCAAGGCGGAGGUGGGCGCCAACCUGGAAGACAUUAAGGCGACUCUCGCUCAAGCAACCAGGACUACUGUCUACACUGUGAGCAUUCAGGACAUAGACUCUACAACCCGGGCCCGGGGCCGCUCCUACCUCGAUGCCUACUUCGUCUUCCCAAAUGGGUCUGCCCUGACCCUUAAUGAGCUGAGUGUGAAUAUCCGGCAAGACCAGGACUCAUUGACACAGUUGCUACGGCUGGGCCUGGUGGUGCUGGGCUCCCAGGAGAUCCAGGAGGAGUCACACCUGCCAAUGGUGAUCGCCCUCUCGGCGCUGGGCGUGGUUUUGCUGCUGGUCCUCCUGGUCGCAAUCACUGUCAUUGUGUGUGUCCGGAAGAGCUACCGCCGGAAGCUUUGGGCUAUGAAGGCUGCCAAGGAGGCCAGGAAGACAGCAGCAGGGGAGAUGUCCUCAGCCCCUGCCAUCCCCGGGACUAACAUGUACAACACUGAGCGGGCCAACCCUGUGCUGAACCUCCCGACUGAGGACCUGGGCUUCGGGUCCCUCGCUUCCUUUAAUGACUUAGACCACAUCAGCCUCAACUCCUUGGAUGAAAACACUGUGCACCUGGAUCGGAACAGGCAGGAAACCAACGCAGGACAGACAGAGCCGCUGCCCAGUUGGGUGGAGCCAGAUGCAGAACCCCUGAGCCUGGUGCUGUCAGAAACACAGGAGAGCACCAGUGGCCUGCAGGAGUCACUGUCCUUCACCGAUAAUGCCCCGGACACCACAGACCUGUGA
Messenger RNA from Trichechus manatus latirostris (Florida manatee), 5097 nucleotides. RefSeq names its product cadherin related family member 2 (gene CDHR2). The record is from RefSeq and is a predicted model, not a curated record. Gene Ontology annotation, cellular component: catenin complex; plasma membrane; adherens junction. Gene Ontology annotation, molecular function: cadherin binding; calcium ion binding. The coding region runs from base 1 to 5097 and encodes 1698 amino acids. Gene Ontology annotation, biological process: cell morphogenesis; adherens junction organization; homophilic cell-cell adhesion. The transcript has 40 exons. Lineage: Eukaryota; Metazoa; Chordata; Mammalia; Sirenia; Trichechidae.